Messenger RNA from Fusarium vanettenii 77-13-4, 756 nucleotides. RefSeq lists its product as uncharacterized. NCBI's taxonomy places the organism in Eukaryota, Fungi, Ascomycota, Sordariomycetes, Hypocreales, Nectriaceae. The transcript is spliced from 3 exons. The record is from RefSeq and is a predicted model, not a curated record. Bases 1 to 756 code for a protein of 251 amino acids.
AUGGGCUCCACCACAGAUCUUCCCCUGGCAACAAAGGCGAUACGGAGCCGAGCCGACCUGGAGGACUAUGUUUACAACUUUAACGCGAACAACAAAGCUGAAUAUGCAGCGUACUACUCCAAGGAUACUAUGGUAGAUCAAAUUCAUUCUUGCAUGCGUGAGACCCUAGUCUUGAAGAAGGUCGUCUUCAGCCAGGAAGCCGUCGCUACUGAGAUACACACCCAGUUCCGUGGCAUCAAUGGUUUCGAAACUGACAACCUGGACGGAAGAUGGGGGCCCGUGUGGCCAGAUAAUGGUCCUCUUGUGAGGAUGUUUGUCUGGUACACUCUGGACAAAGAUGGCCACAUCAUCGAGCUGGCUGAGGAUGCCUCUGUGAUGAAGGAGGCAUCGCGGCACACCAUCCGCACCAGAGGCGACUUGGACCACUAUCUCCGUUCCUUCAACACCAACGACUUCGACACCUUUCCCCGAUACUACACGCCUGACGUGACCGUCAUCCUAGACGGCAAGGAGACUCUUACCGGCAAGGAUGAGGUUGUCAAGUUCUUUCGCAACGCACGCGAAAAGAUACACGAGGAGCACUGGACAACAGCUGACCGUGACCAAAAGGAUAUCCUCCACUUUGGGUCGGGUGUGCGGAAAGGAGGUGGCUACAGGGUCCAGUUCUUGAUCUACUACGAACUAACUCCUGAAGGGAAGAUUCAUCAUAUCACUGCAGCAAGCUGUGGACAAGCCAAGAUUUUCAAUCCCAAGUAG